AUUCGCAAAGGGGCAUCGGCAGCUCGUUCCCUUCAGUGAGCCCCGCCACGAGUCACUUUGGCGAGCCUCACCGCGACGAGUCGAUGGCCGGCGACCCCGGAAUGCAAGUGUACGACGACGGUGUGUCCUAUCAUCUUGGGCCGAACCACUGGCUCAACCUUCAUGAUAUCGUCUUCGAACCGCGGUGUCUCUUCCAAGUCGACCAGGACAAGACCGGCAAGAACCCUGCCAGCGCGUCCUCGUGGCCUAUCGGCCGGACGCCCUCUCCGGCGAACCUUUCCCAUCUGCAUCUCGAGCCCGAGAAGGAAGACAUAUUGACGGAUCUCUUCCUUACACACGUCGAGCCUUUGGUCAAAAUGUGCCACGACGCCUACUGGCGGCAAGAAAUAACGGACUUCAGGGUUGGGGUCCACAAGACGCCUGUUGCUAUAGAGGCCGCCGUGUUCGCGACACAGGCCAUGACUGUGGCGGCCUUGCCGGCAAGCUUCGUCCAAGAGAGACUUGGGAAGUCCAAGAAGGAUCUGUUACGGCACCUUCAGGAGGCUUCCCAGCUGGCACUCGAGCGAGUCGACAUCAUGCGCAGCCGGAAACCCGUUGCCUUUUUUGCCUUGCUCUACCACAUUCAAAUGAAAUUCAUCGUUGGAGAUGGAGAAGUUGCUGUUGCUCUGCUUGGUCUGGCGGGUCGCUUCGGGACAAGACUUGGACUACACAGGAACCCCAGCCAUUAUAACUAUUCACCGUGGAUAGCGAAUAUGAGAAACCGGUUGUGGAGCCACUUCGAACUGAUGGACAACCCGUCGUAUAACCUUGAAGGCGCUGACUCUGGGUUGCCAUUCAUUUCCGACGUCCAGCCGCCGAAGAACGCAAACGACGCCCAGUGGGUGCCGAACAGAUUCGCGAAACCCGGCUCGGCGCCCCCGGACCAAGACGGCAUCACCGACAUGUCGUUCGCGCUCAUGCGGCAACAUCUGGCCAGGACCCUGCAGUCCAUCGUCCGGAAGCGUAACGACGUCAGCGCCGAGGAGCUUGGCCGCCUCGUGGACGAGACGGAAAACUUCAUCACGGCCAAGUUUAUCGUGCACGCGGACGGCUCCUCCCCCAUCCACGCCUUGAUAGUGUCUUACUUCCGCGGGAGCAUGAAGAGCAUGAGGCUCCUCGUUGACGGCAUCGCGGCCCGGUACAGCGGCGGCCCGGAUGCCGAGUUUAGGACAAGGCGAGUUACAUCCCCCGAAGGAAGCCCGUUCGAGGCCGAUCCGUUUUCUAACUUCUUUCGGGUCAGAUUCUAUCAAGAAGGCGUCGAGAUUCUCGAGGAGACGGAGCGAGGCGAAGCGGUGGCCGUCCAGAACCACUGGGGCUGGCUGUACUGGUGGCCGACGGCGCCGUACCUGAUUUGCAGCACCCUGAUCGGCCUCGCCCAGCAACCGAAACACCCAAUCACGGACCGGGCGUGGCGGCAGAUGAACAUUGCGUUCCGCAGGCACAACAACGAGGACGUCAGCAUGCGCAACUUCGCGGCGUGGCGGGUGAUCGAGGCGCUGUGCGACCAGGCGAUGCUCUACCACAAGCACAGGUCGCACCAGGGGGCCUGGUACGCCCAGAGGCUCGACCAGGCCCGCCCCGUGACGACUGCGCAGGGCAAGCCCCCGAUGAGCCUCGAACACGCGACCGUGGACGACAUCUUGGGCGAUGUCCAGAUGUUCGGCCAAGACGCCUCGCACCACGGAGGCAUCGGCUUCUACGGGCCGCAGCAGGGUCUCGGGACCAUGGGGUAUCCCGACUGGAGCCAGCCAGACCACCCUCACGGACAGGGCGUGCCGCCUGCGCAUCAGCCGCCUGAGGAUAACGAAGAGAUAUAAUUCACGUCACAAAUGCAA
Messenger RNA from Colletotrichum navitas, 1874 nucleotides. RefSeq lists its product as uncharacterized. The record is from RefSeq and is a predicted model, not a curated record. The transcript is spliced from 2 exons. NCBI's taxonomy places the organism in Eukaryota, Fungi, Ascomycota, Sordariomycetes, Glomerellales, Glomerellaceae. The coding region runs from base 84 to 1856 and encodes 590 amino acids.